CAAGCGUCGAAAGCCCCCUUCCACCGGCCGUCGCGUCUCGGGAGUGGGAGAGAAGCCAUCGAAAGACGGGGCUGCCCCCGGCGGUGCCUGAGUCGGGAUGGAGACCCCCCGCAACGCCCCCUUUUUGGAAGACAGCUUCACCCGCUUCUCUUCCCAAAGCAACGUCUACGGGCUGGCCGCCUUGCCCGGGGCGGCUCGCGGGGUCAGGCGAGGAGAAGAAGGCUCCGCAGGGGCGGGGUCGGAGGAAGCCGGGGGAGAGCUCUCGUCCCAAUGGGGAGCAGACCUUGCAACGGGGCCAGGACAGGCGGGGCCCCCCGGGGAAGGCCCGGUGGGGCUCCUGGCGGCCACCCUCAAAGGGAAAGUCAUUUAUUUCCGCUACCAACACAUGAAGUGGAGCCUGCGGCCGGUGGCCAGGGAGCUGCAGUUCACCUACAUCCCAGUUGAUGCUGAGAUUGUUUCUAUCGACACUUUCAACAAACCAUCUCCCAAAAGAGGCCUUGUCGUGGGCAUCACCUUCAUUAAGGAUUCGGGAGACAAAGCCAGCCCCUUCCUUAAUAUUUAUUGCGACUAUGAGCCCGGCUCCGAAUAUAAUCUGGAUUCUAUUGCACAAAGCUGCUUGAACCUGGAAUUGCAGUUCACACCUUUCCAGCUGUACCAUGCACAGGUCCAAGUUGCUGAUCGGCCAGAGACUGUCUUCCUCCUGAGUGGAAACGAUCCUGCGAUUCAUCUUUACAAAGAGAAUGAAGAGCUCCAUCAAUUUGAGGAGCAGCCAGUCGAGAAUCUAUUUCCAGAGCUUAAGGAACUGCCCAGCAUUGUCCUCUGGCUCGACGUCUGUAACAUUCCCCAUUCGGGGCAGCGGAUCACAGCUUUUGGCUGCCAGAGCGGAUACAUCCGGGUCGCUCAGGUCGAACCAGCUGAGCGAGUGGUGCUGCAGAGCUGGAGCAUCCAACAGGACGGUCCCAUCUCCAAGGUCCUGGUUUUUGAUCUUCCAAGCAUCAGCCAGCCGGAUGACCCCUCUGGGAUGGUGUCUUCGAGAGGCAACACCGAUCCCAAUCCUCCAAUCUACAGCGUCCUCGUAACCAGCACGCUCGAACUCUCGGUGGUUUACCGGAACGUGCUACACAGUGGUCUGGAGGACCAGUUGGUCUUACCCCUGAGUAACCAGUAUGACAGCGUGCUCUGCGCGCUGGUGACAGAUGUCGACUUCGAUGGCGACCUGGAGAUCCUGCUGGGCACCUAUGGGCAGGAGCUUUUAUGCUACAAAUACCGGACUGAAAUCACGGCGAGACCCCACUGUUCCCAGCAGCCUCGCGGGGACUUCCACCUCCUGUGGCAGCGCUCUUUCCCCAGCCCUUUGUUGUCCAUGGACUACGUAGACCUGACCAGCGACGGACUCUGCGAGCUGGCCGUGGUGUGUCUGAGGGGGCUGCAUAUACUCCAGCACAGCCUGGCCGACGUCGUCCGGUGCCUUCUGAAGCGCCUUCAGGAAGAGGCAGCAAAGCGGGCGUCCCAACCGAAUGGUCCCGUACAGGACCAAGAUUCCGGAGUUGAAGCUACGGAUGGCCAAAGACCAAGAACAUGAGGUCCUGGCUGUGCCUUCCACCCCUGCACCCCCUCCCCCACCCCCCACCCUCCCCUUCUCUUUUCAUCCCCAAGAAAUGAGGAAUGGAAUCGGGAGACCUCACCUCACCCAAAGGAUUCUCCCCGCCUUCUCAUGGGUCCCGGAAAGAGCGUGAAAAUUUAAUUUAGGCGGCUGCGAAGGGCGGUGGAAAGAACCAAUCCCUUCCCAUGACACUUUUUCACUGCCACCGACACAAAAGGAUGUACCACAAGCACAGAAAGUGCUCUGCAGCCAGCAGACUUUAGCAAGUUAUUUGUCUCUGUGCCUCCAAGGGGGUGGGGGCUACUCUGAAUGUGUCACACCAUCAUAAAUAAAUAAAUUAAAUAUUUGCAAAGAUA
Messenger RNA from Ahaetulla prasina, 1959 nucleotides. It is a transcript of the gene KPTN, whose product is annotated as kaptin, actin binding protein. NCBI's taxonomy places the organism in Eukaryota, Metazoa, Chordata, Lepidosauria, Squamata, Colubridae. Gene Ontology annotation, biological process: negative regulation of TORC1 signaling; actin filament organization; cellular response to amino acid starvation. Gene Ontology annotation, cellular component: actin cytoskeleton; KICSTOR complex; lamellipodium. Bases 98 to 1582 code for a protein of 494 amino acids. The transcript has 12 exons. Gene Ontology annotation, molecular function: actin filament binding. The record is from RefSeq and is a predicted model, not a curated record.